Paramuricea clavata is the source of this 5109-nucleotide messenger RNA. Lineage: Eukaryota; Metazoa; Cnidaria; Anthozoa; Malacalcyonacea; Plexauridae. The record is from the annotation of a GenBank genome assembly.
UUUGCAAGAAUCUUACACUUGGAGCAAUAUUAAUGCAUGUGUACAUAACAUCAUUAUUGGACAAUUGUGGAUUGAACAGGUAACUAAGGGGGUUUGAAAGGAUAAGUAUCGGUAAUGUUCUCCCUAGAGGUCUAGUAAAGAGCCAUCUCUUACUCACCUUACUCGGUGUUCCUACAGUUGAAAAUCGGCGUACCAGGAGAGAACCUGCUGUGUUCGGUAGAGUCAAACUGGAAGCACUCUUCUCACAUGGGACUGGGAGGAAAUUAUAAUCCGACAACUACAUAUUGCAGGAAAUCAAUCCUCGUUCACAGAGACGAAAAACACAUGCCCUAACCACUGUGUCACAUCCUUACUUUGAAGUAAAAGUUUGAAGCAAAUAAUGUAUGUCCUCUGUGUUACAGUAUGGUCAAAUGGAGAUCAUUAAUCAUGCUCAUGGUGUGAAAUGUGUCGUCAACUUUAAACCUUGUGGCUGGUUUGGCCGGGAGGCAAAUAAAAUUGAAGCCACUAUCUAUAAUAAGAAGUAUGGAAAUAAGUAGUUUAUUUACACUAGACAGCUCUAUCAGCUCUAUUAGAACUGUUCUCAAUAGAGGUCCAGUAACAGAUGUUUCAGAGACCUGACUCGGUGUUAAACACGGUUCGUACAAAACUGGAAUGUCCUUGAAAUUCGAAGACAAAAAUUCAAGGCCUUGAAUGUCUUGGAAUUUGUAAAGAAGUGCUUGAAAGUCAUUGAAUUUUUCUUGCUUUAGUUUUUGGAUAUUUUUUGAAAUUGUUUGACAUUCAAAAACGGCCAUUUUGUUGAAUUUAUUUUGCGUGUUCAUAUCUGACAAAGCUGUUUGAAACUCAUUAAAGUUGCGUUUUGAACAUUUCAACGUCAGAUUUUACUGAUUUCUAACCCCUUCUCUUCAGUAUUUAGUGCUUGAAUUUGAUGAUACAUUGAAAGUCUGAAUAUCCUUGGAAAGUCCUUGAAUUUGACUCUCACUCUCACGAACCCUGGUGAAAGACUGAGUCAGUUUCCUCAAACAUUUCUUACAAAUCAUUCAACAUUUAGAAUUUACCUGUGUAAAAUUCCUACUGUGGUCACAGAAACUUUGAUAGUGUAAAAAACAAGCCUUAACAUAUUCUCAAAUCUACGUUAUCCAGAGGCGAGAAGGAAUACAUUCUGCAAGGUGAUUGGACAGAUCAACUGUACGGUUACCCAGUAAAACGUAAAUCAAAACCAGAACACGAUUACAAGACUGCUUCAAUGGGUUCAACGACAGGCAGCACACUCAUAGCUCCGAGUAUUUCCAGCACCAGCGCUGAUAGCUCAGAUGAUGAUGAAUAUGAUGACUGUCGAGUUCUCCUCUGGAAAGUCAACCCCCGGCCACCUAACUCCAAAGAGGUAAACUUGAUGUGAUAAGCUGAUGUUCAGGGGGGGGCACAAUUCAGUUCUCCUCUGGAAAGUCAACCCCCGGCCACCUAACUCCAAAGAGGUAAACUUGAUGUGAUAAGCUGAUGUUCAGGGGGGGGCACAAUUCAGUUCUCCUGUGGAAAGUCAACCCCCGACUAUCAAACUCUAUGGAGGCAUAGCUAGGCUGUUAUUAGAGUUAAAGGCAUAGGCUGACAUACAGAGACGGACAUGACUCCAAUUUUCUAUAGAGUGAACCCCCCGGCCAUGAAACUUUAAGGAGGUGAAGUUAACGUUAUAGUUUGACUUUCAGGGGGGGGGAACACGACCCCAGUUCUAAACAUUUUCUCAUAUUUUUAGAUGUACAACUUUACGUCGUUUGCGAUGCAAUUGAACGAGCUGCAUGAAGAUCAAGCUGAAAGGGUGAGUAGACGACGCAAUCUUUCUGUGCAAGAAAAUAUUUUUGUCUCAUGAAACGUGUAUUUUUCAGCUUCCUCCAAGCGAUGCUCGACUGAGACCAGAUGUUCGCGCAUUGGAAACAUUAGAUAUAGGUAUGCCAUUCAGUAUUCUACAAUAGCCUUCGGGCAGUAGGGCAUCUGGCACCCUCUUAACCCCGCGCCCCAUAACAAUGUUGUGUGAUAUUGUAUCUUAACUUAAAUAGACAGUGCAAUACGUUCUCAAUGAAAACAUGAUGUCAUGCUGCAACAUUGCUUAGGGGGGAGGGGGUAUAUUGGACUAUUUUGGAUCAUUGAAUUUUUGACAAUGUUUUGUCAAUGAUUGUAGCUCUAGUCUCAUAUAGAUCCGUUAUCCUCUUAAAAAUCUUUGAACGUUGUCCUCUAUCCCUUGUCAUAUCCUUAAUCUUUCAUUCAGAUUAUGCUGCCCUCUAUCCUGUCAUAUCCCUAUUCUUUCAUUCUGAUUAUGCUGAAACGUUGCCCUCUAUAUCCUGUCGUAUCCCUAUUUCAUUCAGAUUAUGCUGCUGAUGAAAAAAGGAGACUGGAAGAAAAACAACGAACGGCCAGGAAAGAACGAAACAAAAAAAAAGAGGAUCAUGUCGCCAGGUAAAACAUUUUUUAUUUAAUUUUCUUUUGAAGUCAAAGUUUGGAUGUUAGUUAGUACAGGUCUUUCACCCUGUCACUGAGGUUUGAUUCCUGCAAUAUGCUGCUGUUCUCAUUAUAAUUUCACCUCAGUCACAUGUGAGAAGAGUGAUUCCAGUUUGAUUCUACCAAACUCCACAGGUUUUCUCUUGGUAUUCCAGUUUCCUCCUGUAGGAUCAAUAAGAGAUGAUCCUUACUGGACCUCUAGGAAGAACAGUUUAGAACUGAUAGAGCUAUCCAGUAUAAAUAAAGUUAGUUUAGUUUAGGUUUCCUCCUGUAGUAACACUGGAUCAAUAAGAGAUGAUCCUUACUGGACCUCUAGGAAGAACAGUUUAGAACUGAUAGAGCUAUUCAGCAUAAAUAAAGUUAGUUUAGUUUAGGUUUCCUCCUGUAGUAACACUGGAUCAAUAAGAGAUGAUCCUUACUGGACCUCUAGGAAGAACAGUUUAGAACUGAUAGAGCUAUCCAGUAUAAAUAAAGUUAGUUUAGGUUUCCUCCUGUAGUAACACUGGAUCAAUAAGAGAUGAUCCUUACUGGACCUCUAGGAGAACAGUUUAGAACUGAUAGAGCUAUCCAGUAUAAAUAAAGUUAGUUUAGUUUAGGUUUCCUCCUGUAGUAACACUGGAUCAAUAAGAGAUGACUCUUACUGAACCUCUAGGAAGAACAGUUUAGAACUGAUAGAGCUAUACAGUAUAAAUAAAGUUAGUUUAGUUUAGGUUUCCUCCUGUAGUAACACUGGAUCAAUAAGGGAUGAUCCUUACUGGACCUCUAGGAAGAACAGUUUAGAACUGAUAGAGCUAUCCAGUAUAAAUAAAGUUAGUUUAGUUUAGGUUGCCUCCUGUAGUAACACUGGAUCAAUAAGAGAAAAUUCUUACUGGACCUCUAGGGAGAACAGUUUAGAACUGAUAGAGCUAUCCAGUAUCAAUAAAGUUAGUUUAGUUUAGGUUGCCUCCUGUAGUAACACUGGAUCAAUAAGAGAACAUUCUUACUGGACCUCUAGGGAGAACAGUUUAGAACUGAUAGAGCUAUCUAUAGUGUAAUGAUUCAAAUACAAUUUCUAUGUUAAGGUGGUUCAAAGAGGCGCCCAAUCCAUACAAUGGACAAAUGGACUGGCUAUUUACCGAGCAAUACUGGGAACGAGACUUUAGUAAAUGCCCGGAUAUAUUUUAAUAUCAGCACGGCACACCCAGAAAUUAUUUUGAAAUAUUUCAAUUGCAAUGAAAUGGUGUAGGAAAUUUUGAUACAACACUCCUUUCCCCUGGCGUUACAGCGUAGCAGAUGCUGGCCAACUUCACAAAUGUUUACACUUACAGGAGAAAAUUAAACUGCAUCUCUCAAUUCUAUAGAUAUUUUGCCACCAAAUACAAGACUACUACAUAAAAGGGAAAGAACAGGGCCUCGGAGGGGGGGGGGGAUUGUCCCGGGGCACAGAUUACUACACAGAAAUCCAUCUCCAUUGUUUUUUGCGUAUUGCGUUAUUCGUCAUGAUUCGUCACUCAGCAAGUACCGUAAACAGAAGCAGUCACCCCCCUGGACGUACGCCGUUUUUAGUAUUUUCAGGGGGGACUACUUCUGUUGACGGUACUUGCUGAGUGACGACGAAUCAUGGCGAAUAGAGCUUAGGCAAAAAAAAACAAUGGAGAUGAACUUCUGUGUAGUGUUCUGUGCCCGGGCCCCCACCUUAAUAGGGCUCCAACUUGAGAGCGAGAGCCUAAAAUUGAGUAGGCUUUUUGAAAUUGAGGGCCCCUUAAAACUCUAGUUGGGUAACUGACAUGGGUUUAGCUUAAAAAUAAUGAUGUCAUGGGGCUCCCAGAGAAGAUUUGCCCUGCCCCCCUCCCCCCCGCGAAUUCUCUCGGCGGCCCUGGAAAAAAAUUAACAAUUAUUUUCUCACUCUGAUAACUGCAGGUUGACCAACAUCUGCUGCUGCUUAGCGAAUAUUAAUUAUGUAGACCUUUAUUCAGGGCGAGACUUUUUUAUUUAUUGGUUUACGGAUUUGAUUUUUAAAAAUAAGAGGUCGGUAGGUCGGAAAAAAUUUUUAAAAAAACGAACUGAGUAUAAAUGAAAACCGAAAUUAAUAAUCUUUAUAAAAAUUGUUAACGUCAAUUUCAAAAAAAAAAACGCAAAAAACGUGGCUAAUCUACAUAUUGUCACAACGAUAACAUGAGCCAGCAGUACUUAGAGUCAAAGUUACUUGAAGUGUACUUCAUGUCAGAACCCCAAAUUAAUUAAAAAUUUUAACUAAAAUUGUAAAAUUUUUGACAUCCAAAUUUUUUUUUUAUUUUUCACUUUCUGAAUAUUUACGGUCGGCGGAUUCGUAAACCAAUGAAUAAAAAAAGUCUCGCCUUAUAGAACCGCGCUUUGUAAGACUAGCAAUUAUGCUAUCUUACCAAAAGGGCCGCAGUCGCUAUGUUGCAUCAACGCUUGUGUAAAUUGCUGCUGAAGCACUGCUGCUUUCCUUAGUAGACAAUCAGUGAAGUAAAUAUUAUGCAAUUGAAAAUUAUUAAAAUUUGUGUACAAUCUGAUCAAUGAUCAUCUAACAUGUUUAAUGUUUAAAGACUUUAAAUAGAAAUUGUUUUUUAAUCUUAUUUCCCGAAGGUGGGAAAAUCGUGAAACAGAAACCAUUCUGAA